AUGUCAGCAUCUCAGGUUGCAACCAUGAAAUCCGGAACCUGUUUCAUCGCGGGUUUGGCGGUCAUCUACAGCCUUGUACAAGUUACACUUGCACAGGGAAACUCGUCUUUGGCCAACCACCCGAUAAGACCGCCUCCUCCAGGAUUGAUUAUACCGCCACAGUAUCAGUUUCAAAAAGUUUCCAAGCCAAUAACCUACCCAAAGCCUAAGCCACCAACUUACCCACCGCAGCCACAGCCUAAGCCACCAACUUACCAACCGUACCCACAGCCUAAGCCACCAACUUACCCACCCCACCCACAGCCUAAGCCACCAACUUACCCACCACACCCACAGCCUAAGCCACCCACUUACCCACCACAGCCACAACCUAAACCACCUACUUACCAACCGUACCCACAGCCUAAGCCACCAACUUACCCACCCCACCCAAAGCCUAAGCCACCAACUUACCCACCACACCCACAGCCUAAGCCACCCACUUACCCACCCCACCCACAGCCUAAGCCACCAACUUACCCACCACACCCACAGCCUAAGCCACCCACUUACCCACCGCACCCACAACCUAAACCACCUACUUACCAACCGUACCCACAGCCUAAGCCACCAACUUACCCACCCCACCCACAGCCUAAGCCACCAACUUACCAACCGUACCCACCGCACCCACAACCUAAGCCACCAACUUACCCACCCCACCCAAAGCCUAAGCCACCAACUUACCCACCACACCCACAGCCUAAGCCACCAACUUACCCACCGUACCCACCCCACCCACAGCCUCAGCCACCAACUUACCCACCGCAUCCACAGCCUAAGCCACCAACUUACCCACCGUACCCACCCCACCCACAGCCUCAGCCACCAACUUACCCACCGCAUCCACAGCCUAAGCCACCAACUUACCCACCGUACCCACCCCACCCACAGCCUCAGCCACCAACUUACCCACCGCAUCCACCGCCUCAGCCACCAACUUACCCACCGUACCCACCUCACCCACAGCCUCAGCCACCAACUUACCCACCACACCCACCACCUAAGCCACCAACUUACCCACCACAUCCACAGCCUCAGCCACCAACUUAUCCACCGUACCCACCACACCCACAGCCUCAGCCACCAACUUACCCACCGUACCCACCACACCCACAGCCUCAGCCACCAACUUACCCACCGCACCCACAACCUCAGCCACCAACUUACCCACCGUACCCACCGCACCCACAGCCUCAGCCACCAACUUACCCACCGCACCCACAGCCUCAGCCACCAACUUGUGAUCUUUGUAACGAAAUGAAAGAUGGAUUCGCGGACACCUUGGAAUCUUUAGAAUACAUCCACGAAAAAGUCGCUCCAGAGAAUGAAUGCCCAUCAGAUUUAAUCUUUACGACUGGCGAUCCAAGUAACAGCCCUGAUAGCCCGUCUGAGGCGUCGUGUCCAGCAGGUUAUGAUGUGAUCGACUGUAGAUGUGAUAUUGAAAGUAACAUCUGUGAUGGAACAGAAGUCGUCGGAAAUACAUGUAGAGCCAUAAAAGGAACCGGUGAUCCAAUUAGUGCUCAAGCCUUGUGUGUACCCAGCUGUUCCGGACCAUAUACCUUCAAAUCUGAACCAAAUGAUGGAUCUUUUUCCCAGUCGCCAGUGGUCACCUGUGAUACAAACACUCAAAUUAUUGGCUGUUGGGCCCUGGAUAGAACAGCUGGUACCUUCGUUGGAACAAAGAUAGAUUUUGCAAUGAACAGUUGUUCACCAGCAGAGGCCUGUGGUGCUAAUCCGGCUGAGGGGUGUAGAGUCCAGGCGGUCUGCUUCCCUGUCUAG
Messenger RNA from Liolophura sinensis, 1821 nucleotides. RefSeq lists its product as uncharacterized. The transcript is spliced from 7 exons. The record is from RefSeq and is a predicted model, not a curated record. The coding region runs from base 1 to 1821 and encodes 606 amino acids. Lineage: Eukaryota; Metazoa; Mollusca; Polyplacophora; Chitonida; Chitonidae.